UUUUUUUUUUUUUGGGAGGCUGGAAACACGUAGCCACCCCGGCGUGUUUGUAAACGGGGGUAUAUUGACUGUCGGGGGAAUGUAAAAUGGUUGUCGGAUGCUCUGCUGGUGGACGCUUCAAUUUUGGAUUGGAUGGAGUGUAGACGAUUUUUUCUAUCCAGACCAGAGGCACUGAGGGGGAUCGGAAUUUACCGGUGACAAGUCUGAGAGAGGAAAAAAAAAAAAAGAAGAAAAGAAAAGAGGAUCCAGUCGUUACAUGGGGCAACACUUAUAAAAGUCUGUUUUUAUUUUAAUCAUAACUAAAGGGAUUUGCAUCAAGACUGGGAGCCUGAAGUCGAUGAGAAAAGUGUUUUCCAGACAGAAAGGGACUACUCUCCCCCUCUGAGUUCUGCUGUAACUUUGAAGAACAGCUCCGAUCAUGGCGAAAAAGUAUGAUUUCCUUUUCAAACUGUUACUCAUCGGAGACAGCGGAGUGGGAAAAACAUGUCUGAUCAUCCGUUUUGCUGAGGACAAUUUCAACUCCACCUAUAUCUCAACCAUCGGCAUUGACUUUAAAGUAAAAACCAUUGAAGUGGAUGGAAAGAAAGUGAAACUACAAGUCUGGGACACAGCAGGACAAGAGAGGUUCAAGACCAUAACAACAGCCUACUACAGAGGAGCUAUGGGUAUCAUCCUGGUGUAUGACAUCACAGAUGAGAAAUCCUUCGAAAACAUCCAGAACUGGAUGAAGAGCAUCAAAGAGAAUGCAUCAGCUGGGGUCAGUCGGAUGUUGCUAGGUAAUAAGUGUGACAUUGAAGCCAAGCGGAAAGUUUCUAAGGAUACAGGAGAAAAGCUGGCUAAAGAUCACGGAAUCAGAUUCUUUGAGACAAGUGCAAAGUCCAGCAUUAACGUCGAAGAGUCUUUUCUGGCUUUGGCACGUGACAUAUUACAGAAGUCCAACAAGAAACCGGGUCCCACAGGUCGGGAAGUGAAAAUCACCAGCAGCACAGAGAAAAAGUCAUCCAAAUGUGUUCUUCUUUAGACAAUCACCAGCACAUUCAAAUGUAGGGACACAUCAGUAUUACUAAAGAGAUAUGUAACAUGUUUUCUGUCUCCAUCUGGUGGACUCAGACAUCAAAUACAUACAGGUGCCAAAAGCAGAGUUUAUACUCCAAAAAUGUACUUUUCCAGGAAAGUAAUUUAUUGGAUUUCUUUGUUCAUCAGAAAUUGUUACUGAGCUCAUAGUAUCUGUACUCUAUAUUGAACAUAUUUUCACACUUCCUGUGAUAAUAUCAUCUUCUAUACAAUAUUACAACCAACAAUCCCCAAAAAAUUCAGUUUUGCCCAAUAUUUUUCUGUCUUAUCACCGCAUUACUGAGGUGAGAGCAUUGAAAGAGUUUUUUGAGAGGUGAGAGAGUUUUUUAAAUCUUUGUAAACUUGGUAGUAAAGUAAGAAGUCACUCUCGGCUUGUUGGAAUAAUUUCAUUAAUUUCCAGAUAUAUUACUUCUAGUUAAUCUUUGAUUCAAGGUGCCUCAGGGUCAUUAUAGAUUCUGUUAGAUGGUUAAAAUUCUAGUAAGGAAAAACAAGAUACACUGAACAUUAAAUGUUAAGGAUUUAUGGUUUAAUUUCACCAGCAGCUGUAUAAUUAUGUAUUCAACAGAAUCUAUGAGGUGGGUGCCAUUAAAGAUCAAGCAUCACAAGCUUAUAACAUUCCCUGGUCAUUGUAUAAAAUUAAAAACAAACUCCUCUUUGCAUUAAUGAAUGAAGUAAGUUAAUGUUGUGUUGAGUUCAAUCUGAAACAAACACUGGUGAUAAACAAGCCUUGUUUUAAUAGAUGAGGGCGUUGAGAAUGUUGAAGAUAGCAGCAGUGGUAAAUGUAAUGUAAUAUGAGAAGAUGAGUGGAGAGAUGAAAGAAUGAUGGAUAAAGUAAGUGAACAUGAAGGUUGUGGAUGCCUGGGGAAGCAGCAGUGCUCACACUGUUAUCUGAAGUGCCUGGUAAACUGCUUUCAAAUGCAUUACAAUCAGACAUGACAGUUUCUCAGACAAUUUUUUGUUCAUUCAAAAAUGAUCACGUUUUCCCUUUUUGUCCUGCAUAGAUAUAUAGUUACCUCCUUUGUUAUGUUUCUUGCACAUUCUGUUCUCUUUUUAGAUCUGCCACAGAUCUGCCUGUAUGUAGUUUUACAUGCUGCGACUUGCUGAAUAAAACUGCAAAACAGUCAAAA
Sphaeramia orbicularis (orbiculate cardinalfish) is the source of this 2201-nucleotide messenger RNA. It is a transcript of the gene rab13, whose product is annotated as RAB13, member RAS oncogene family. The record is from RefSeq and is a predicted model, not a curated record. Gene Ontology annotation, molecular function: GTP binding; GTPase activity. NCBI's taxonomy places the organism in Eukaryota, Metazoa, Chordata, Actinopteri, Kurtiformes, Apogonidae. The coding region runs from base 419 to 1021 and encodes 200 amino acids. The transcript has 8 exons.